Molecule: messenger RNA, 1272 nt
Organism: Anoplopoma fimbria (sablefish)
Lineage: Eukaryota; Metazoa; Chordata; Actinopteri; Perciformes; Anoplopomatidae
Product: RNA-binding protein with serine-rich domain 1-like
Exons: 7
Coding region: 82-915 (277 amino acids)
Biological process (GO): mRNA splicing, via spliceosome
Cellular component (GO): cytoplasm; nucleoplasm; ASAP complex
Molecular function (GO): RNA binding
Source: RefSeq, a predicted model, not a curated record
UUCCGCUCUGUCGUCAUCACCGAGCGACAUUUUCUCCGGGCGCAAGUGGCUGAAUCGGAAUCCCCUCGACAGGAAAAACAAAUGGCACCGUCACCCACAAAGCGGAAGGAGGAGGAAAAAACAAAAGACAGAGGCAAAGAAAAGACUGGUACCAAGGAAGGAGAUAAGGAGAGAGGACGGGAUAAAGCUAGGAAACGUCGCAGCGCCUCCACCGGCAGCAGUACCAGCAGAUCUAGCUCCUCUUCAAGCAGCAGCUCUGGUUCGAGCUCAGGUUCCUCAAGUGGAUCCAGCUCAUCUGGAUCCAGCCGCUCUGGUUCUUCAAGCUCUCGUUCCUCAUCUUCCAGCUCCUCAGGCUCCCCCAGCCCCAGCCGUAGACGCCAUGACAACCGCCGCCGAUCCCGCUCAGCGUCCAAAACACAGAAGAGGGGAGAUGACAAGGAGAGAAGGAAAAGAAGCCCAAGCCCCAAACCAACUAAAGUUCACUUAGGGCGGCUGACCAGGAAUGUCACCAAGGACCACAUCCAGGAGAUCUUUUCCACUUAUGGAAAAAUCAAAAUGGUCGAUAUGCCAAUGGACAGGGUCCACCCACACCUGUCCAGGGGCUACGCUUAUGUGGAGUUUGAGACUCCCGAUGAGGCCCAGAAGGCCCUCAAACACAUGGAUGGAGGUCAGAUUGAUGGACAGGAAAUCAGUGCAUCUGCCGUGCUGACUCAACGAGUUCGCCCUCCACCUCGUAGACCUUCUCCCCCUCGCAGAAUGCCCCCACCACCACCUAUGUGGCGUCGCAGUCCACCACGCAUGAGGAGAAGGUCCCGCUCCCCGAGGAGGCGGUCCCCACCACGCCGCCGCUCUCGCUCCAGAUCUCCUGGUCGCAGGCGCCACCGUUCUCGCUCCAGCUCUAACUCCUCCAGAUAGACGAGUUUCCUGUCUCCUGAUACCAAGUGAUCUCUCAGAUUAUGACACCAGAUCAACUAGAGUUCAUGCUUUUCCCAGAAUUUAUGGACUAACAAGAAAUAAAAUAAUCUGCAUUGUAGCAAACAUAAACAUCUGCCUGCAUGUAGAAAGCAUAAAUGGGUUUUUUGUGCAAAUAUGAGCAUUUUCUUUUCAUAUUUUGUGUUCUGUUGAUCCUGAAAGCUGUCUCACUAUUUAUGUUGUGUUUCAAGCUGAGGCUGGGCUCCACUGAGAUCUGCAAAUAUUUCUUUUAAAGUGUGAUUUCUUUUUACCAUGUACUAAAUUUUUAGACAUUUUGAAAAAUAAAAUUACUGAAACAUG